UAGCAACAACAGGUUUGUAAAGGCCACGGUUUCCAAGGGUGCAUUAUUGCUUUAUGCUUUUGUUCCUCAAUCCAGAGCUUCAAUUAUUCAAGAUUACUGCGAUCUACGAUCAAAUUAUCAUCUGUGAAGCGUGCUUCAGGAAGUUCCACACUCACAAUUAGUUGUCAAAGAUGGCAGCAUCAAAACUGCGGUUGGCACUCAUCCAGCUAAGUGUAGGCAUGAAGAAAGCAGAGAAUAUAUCAAGGGCUCUUCAGAAAGUGAAGGAAGCUGCAGGAAAUGGUGCUGAAGUCGUGGCUCUUCCAGAGUGUUUCAACUCCCCAUAUGGCACCAGCUAUUUUCCUGAGUAUGCAGAACCAAUACCUGGUGAAAGCACUAAUGCUUUGAGCUCUGCAGCAAAAGAGCAUGGCAUUUUCAUUGUUGGAGGGUCUAUUCCAGAGCGAGAUGGUGAUAAAUUGUAUAAUACUUGCACUGUCUGGAAUCCUGAAGGACAAAUGGUAGCAAAACAUAGGAAGAUACACUUGUUUGAUAUAGAUGUUCCUGGUGGAAUAACAUUUCGUGAAUCUGACAGCUUGACCUCUGGAAACCAACUGACAACAUUUGAUCUUCCCCAAUGUAAAGUUGGUAUCGGCAUUUGCUAUGAUAUCCGUUUUGCUGAGCUAGCACAACUCUAUGGCAAACUGGGUUGCAAGUUACUAUUGUAUCCAGGUGCUUUCAAUAUGACUACCGGUCCAGUCCACUGGGAAUUAUUGCAGCGAGGGCGGGCUUUGGAUAACCAGUUGUAUGUAGGAACAAUUUCACCUGCGCGAGAUGUAGAUUCAAAUUAUGUUGCCUGGGGACACACAACUAUGGUCAGUCCUUGGGGAGAAGUAAUUGCAACUACAGAACAUGAAGAAACAGUUGUCUAUUCUGACAUUGAUCUUGACUAUGUGGAGAAAGUGAGGCAAAUGGUACCAAUACUCAAGCAAAAAAGAACAGACGUAUAUGAUGUUGUUCAAAAGUCAUAGGUAGCAAAUGGCCUUAUAGAUUCAGAGCUCCAGCUUAUGAAUAGCCUUUCUAUUUUGAUAAUGUUGCAAAGUAUAAUAUUUACCAUCAAUUCUGCUGAUUCCUUUAUAUUAUUUACUGCAUUUUAAUUUGCUCUUUUUUUUUUGUAGACUUUUAAUUGCAUUUCAAUGUGACUAACUUUCUGGGUGUUGUAAAAAUGGAUAUAUUUCUUAUAUAUAUAUCUUUAUACAUAAAAUUGUAUAUUUAGUUUGUGUGUGAUUGGUAGUCAAAAUGAAGUUAUUUCUUUUCACAAUGGUAUCUGUUGUUUAUUUUUGAAGAUAAACAAAAGACGAACCUU
This is a messenger RNA of Macrobrachium nipponense, 1339 nucleotides long. RefSeq names its product omega-amidase NIT2-like. Gene Ontology annotation, biological process: L-glutamine metabolic process; oxaloacetate metabolic process. The coding region runs from base 171 to 1004 and encodes 277 amino acids. The record is from RefSeq and is a predicted model, not a curated record. Gene Ontology annotation, molecular function: omega-amidase activity. The transcript is spliced from 8 exons. Gene Ontology annotation, cellular component: mitochondrion. Lineage: Eukaryota; Metazoa; Arthropoda; Malacostraca; Decapoda; Palaemonidae.